Messenger RNA from Crotalus tigris (Tiger rattlesnake), 3218 nucleotides. RefSeq names its product arrestin domain containing 1 (gene ARRDC1). Bases 506 to 1687 code for a protein of 393 amino acids. The record is from RefSeq and is a predicted model, not a curated record. The transcript has 8 exons. Lineage: Eukaryota; Metazoa; Chordata; Lepidosauria; Squamata; Viperidae. Gene Ontology annotation, molecular function: ubiquitin-like ligase-substrate adaptor activity; ubiquitin protein ligase binding. Gene Ontology annotation, biological process: protein transport. Gene Ontology annotation, cellular component: cytoplasm.
UUGAUGAAGGCUGAGUCUUCCGGAGGGCUUCGGAGUCUUCCUACCCAGGGAUCUUUUCCCCCCCACUUGGGGGCUCAACCCAAGGGGAGUGAUGGACACCCCCAAGACGCGGGUUCUUGAGAAAUGGAUUAACCAGCACCUUCCGCCUCUGGAGAAGGCCUCCCAUCUGGCAGGGCAGUAACUUUGAACCUGCUUCCUGUCUGAUGCAGGCGCUUGAAGCUCUCCAAAGAGCUGGUUUGAAGCCCAAAGGGGUGUGUUCUCACGGCGAAGCAAGGCGUGACAUCGUGGGCUCUUUGCUGGGGGGGGGUGAGUCUGGUGCGUGUCCACCCUGUAAGGUGAGGCACAGGCCGUCAUUUGUGACAUAAGAGGGUUAGAAUGUGGCCCCGAGCCUUUUAUUUCCUGAAUCACACUCGCUUUCUUGGUUAGAGGAAUGCUCGCUUGCCAUCCCGAAGGACGCCUGGAUGGUUUUACGGGACCGCAAUAAACAGUUCGAUCUUCCAAAUAGAUGAGCCUUUUAUCAAGCUGCACCCCCAUCAAAGUGAGCUGCGUGGGCUCCUGUGGAGUGUCCAACAAGAUGAACGACACGGCGUGGACCGUGGAAGAGCAGUAUUUCAAUACUACGCUGUCCCUGGCAGAUAAAGGGAUCUUGAGCAGUGGCGAACACACCUUUCCCUUCCGUUUUUUGCUGCCAGCCUCGGCCCCCACCUCUUUCGAAGGCCCUUUUGGGAAGGUGGUGCACCAGGUGAAAGCUGUGAUCGAGACACCCCGGUUUUCCAAGGACCACAAGUGUCACAAGGUCUUCUACGUUCUCUGUCCGCUGAAUCUGAACGACAUCCCAGAUAUUGAGCAAUUCAACACCCACUCCCUCACCAAGAAGUUCAGCUACAAGCUGGUGAAAACGGGGAACGUGGUUUUGACAGCCACCACCGAUCUGAAAGGUUACACCGUCGGGCAGAUCAUCCAGUUGCGAACAGACAUUGAGAACAAAUCUGGCCGGGACACCAGCACCAUCAUAGCCAGCCUUGUCCAGAAAGUUGCCUAUAAAUCCCGGCGGUGGAUUUAUGACUUGAGGACUAUCGCUGAAGUGGAGGGCUCCGCUGUGAAAGCCUGGAAGCACGCAGAGUGGAAGGAGCAGGUCCUCGUCCCAGCGUUGCCACAAUCCAUUCUGCAAGGCUGCAGUCUUAUUCACAUCGAUUACUACAUCCAGGUCUCCCUCAAGUCCCCCGACGUCUCCGUCGCAUUGCCCAUUUACAUUGGCAACAUUGCCGUGAACCGGAUCCCCUUAAGUCCUUCUCACCUGGUCCCCAGCCUUCCCUCGCCGGUGGUCCCGAGCGCGCCUCCCGAAGAAGAAGCAGCAGCCAGGGGUCAUUCCCACCCCAUGGACAAUAUUUCAAUCCCUACUAAGAGCCAUUCCCAACAGCAGCCCUUCAGCUACGCCCCAGGAUUGAGCUUCCCGGAAGUGAGACCGGAUUCGGAGCAGAUCACCUCCCCCAACUGUCCCACUCUUUGCUUGUCGACGGGAUCAACGGUUCCUUAUUACGCUGAGGGUGCUGUUGUUCCAGUGGCCACGGCCAGUUCUUUGAUCCUACCGCCCGAGUAUAGCACUUGGGGUUAUCCAUCCGAGGCACCUCCUUCCUACGAACAGAGUUGUAGCAGUGCGGCCUCUAGCUUCAGCAACGACAACUAGGCUCUAGCCUGGCCAUCUGAAGUCCACGGUGAAUCGGGAGGAAGGACAGUACCGGUAGACGAUGUUGCUUGGAAGAGGCAGUCCCACCUGGCCACAGGCCUGCUGGCUGCCCUUGACCAACACUAGGGAUGUUUUUUUUUUUUGACAUCCCACCUGUGAACUAUACAAUCCUGCCACCUACUUUUGCUGCUUUACUCUCCAAACACCUCAGAUGCCUUAUGGGGAAUACAGCCGGAAUCAAAGAAGAUGGAUGAACGCUUCAAGUAUUCAAAUGUGCAUUUGGUUUCUGGGUUUUGGGUUUUUUUUUUUUUUUUUGGAGUGCUGCUCUUGAAUUCCCACGAUGGGAUUGGCUGUCUGGACACUUACAUUUUGUUCUCCUUCGCUCUCCCCUGAUGUUCUAGAGUUGUUUCUAGAGAGGAUGGGCAAAUACUGUUGGAGAGCUCUUUUCGACGUUUCCAUGGACCACAGGCAUCCUUUUUAUUUUUUUCAAUGACAUAACGGUGUCGACAGGUUAUCGGCAGGACUUAUUGCAGACUUUCCAACUCUGUGCCUGUUUUUUCGGAGCUUUUUCAGGAGGUCUGUUGCAACAGGAGAAGAUAGAAGAUAGACCCAAGUCGUUUUUAUAGUGUUGAGCCAGCCUUGGGUAGAAGAAAGAUCUUUCUUGAUGUUAGCUUGGCUCCCCAGGGCCAAAGGAAUCCUAAUGUGUUUAAGCCACUCUGGUUAGCCAGGAUUCGUUCCAGAUACAUCUUUGAGCACUUUGUCGCUGAGCAUUAGUAGGAGUUGAUCCUGAAUUUCUUCUCCGGAAUCCUCCAGCAUUGACUUUCCACCUGGUUGGUAGCAUCUGACAAUCAUACUUGUGUUCUACUUCUACCUCGGCCUUCCUGUUUCCAUGAAACAAGAUGGAACCAUGAAAGGGGUGGAGAGAGGCACGGCUGAAAUUUAAAGUAUCUCUAUCAUUUUGAAGAAAAUAACAAAUAUCUUAUAUCUCACGGACCUUUUGACCACAUAGGAUAUGGUCCCGAUUGUCCCUUUCCUGUGCCAUCAGUUUUAUCUGGCUGGCGAUCCCUGCCCAAACGUGGCUGGUUAGUUAUUUUUAAUUAUUGUCCUUUUUUUUUUUAAAUUUUUCCUCAAAUGGAAGAUGCUUUCCCACGUUCACUGCCUCAAUCAUCUGUCUUCUCUCAAACCAUCAAGGUAGCUUCAACUGCUUGGUUUGAGAAGCAAUGACCACGUUUCCUAUAAUGCAUUUCCUAGGACCUAAAACCUUCCCCCUCCCCAUCUGAUUUUCUUCUCCUUUCUUAUCCAUUGUGAGUUACUCAACGCGGUUACAACCUCCCACCCUUUUACAGGAUCCCAGUUGCGUGGAGAACAACCUACAGAGACUCCUCAAAUUAAAUGUUUUUAUAAGGUGAUUGAAACCUGUCUGUCUGUCUGUCUCUCUCUCUCUGUUUUCGAUCGACUUGUUUUAACGGUGAAGUUUAAAACAACAACAAUUUUAAUGUAUUUAAUAAAUUAUUCUGAGAAAACUGCAAAA